CAGUCAGUUUACACAGCUGCACAGGUGAGCUGUCUGAAGACUUCUCCUGCUCCCUCUGAUUCCAGGAAGGAUCCAGUGUGGCUCAAGACUCCUGCAGCCCAGCAAGGAGCGCAGGAUGUUCCUGAAGGCUGUGGUCCUGACCCUGGCCCUGGUGGCCGUCACCAAUGCCCAGGCUGAGGUCAAUGCUGAGCAGGUGGCCAGCGUGGUGUGGGACUACUUCAGCCAGCUGAGUGACAAUGCCAAGGAAGCCGUGGAACAUCUCCAGAAGUCUGAACUCACCCAGCAGCUCAAUGCCCUCUUCCAGGACAAACUUGAGGACGUGAACACGUACGCGGGUGACCUGCAGAAGAAGCUGGUGCCCUUCGCCACGGAGCUGCACGAGCGCCUGACCAAAGACUCAGAGAAGCUGAAGGAGGAGAUUCGGAGGGAGCUGGAGGAGCUGCGGGCCCGGCUGCAGCCCCACGCCGUCGAGGUGAGCCAGAAGAUCGGGGGCAACGUGCGCGAGCUGCAGCAGCGCCUGGGGCCCUACGCCGACGAGCUGCGCGCCCAGGUCAACGCGCAGGCCGAGCAGCUGCGCGGCCAGCUGGGCCCCUACGCGCAGCGCAUGGAGAGGGGGCUGCGGGACAACGGGAACGCCCUGCAGGCCGCGCUGACGCCCUACGCCGACGAGCUCAAGACCAAGAUCGACCAGAACGUGGAGGAGCUCAAGGCGCGCCUCACGCCCUACGCCGACGAGCUCAAGGUCAAGAUAGACCAGACCGUGGAGGAGCUGCGCCGCAGCCUGGCCCCCUACGCGCAGGACGUGCAGGAGAAGCUCAACCACCAACUCGAGGGCCUGGCCUUCCAGAUGCGGAAGAACGCGGAGGAGCUCAAGGCCAAGAUCGCGACCAACGCCGAGGAGCUGCGGCAGAGGCUGGCGCCGGCGGCCGAGGACAUGCGCAGCCAGCUGCAGGGAAACGCCGAGGGGCUGCAGAAGUCCCUGGCGGAGCUGAACGACCACUUGGACCGGCAGGUGGAGCGGUUCCAGCGCAACAUAGAGCCCCAGGUGAAGAAGGUCAAGGAAGCUCUGGUGAAGCAGGUCGAGGAACUCAAGCAGAAGCUGGGCCCCCACGCGGGGGACGUGGAAGGCCAUUUGAGCUUCCUGGAGAAGGACCUGCGGGACAAGGUCAACUCCUUCUUCAGCACCCUCAAGGAGAAAGAGAGCCAGGACAAAAUCCUGGCCCUCCCCCAGUCGGAGCAGGUGCAGGUGCAGGCGCAGGCGCAGGCCCCUUUGGAGAGCUGAGCUGCCCCUUUGGAGAGCUGAGCUGCCCCUGGUGCCCUCGCCCCACCCCCGCGGACACCUGCCCUGCCCUGCCACCUGUCUGUUCGUCUGUCCCAAAGCAAUUCUGGUAUGAUCUUGAGGACACAUGUCCAGUGGGAGAUGACACCGCCUCUCACUACUCAAUAAACCCGCUGAGAGUCUAGCCU
Messenger RNA from Carlito syrichta (Philippine tarsier), 1467 nucleotides. It is a transcript of the gene APOA4, whose product is annotated as apolipoprotein A4. The coding region runs from base 116 to 1282 and encodes 388 amino acids. The transcript is spliced from 3 exons. The record is from RefSeq and is a predicted model, not a curated record. Gene Ontology annotation, molecular function: phospholipid binding; phosphatidylcholine-sterol O-acyltransferase activator activity; cholesterol binding. Lineage: Eukaryota; Metazoa; Chordata; Mammalia; Primates; Tarsiidae. Gene Ontology annotation, cellular component: high-density lipoprotein particle; extracellular region; chylomicron. Gene Ontology annotation, biological process: cholesterol efflux; cholesterol homeostasis; very-low-density lipoprotein particle remodeling.